AUGGAAGAAGAGCAACCUCCAGCCAAGAAACGAAACAUGGGAAGAUCUAGAAAAGGUUGCAUGAAAGGUAAAGGCGGUCCACAAAACGCUACGUGCACUUACCGUGGAGUUAGGCAACGGACUUGGGGUAAAUGGGUCGCUGAGAUCCGUGAACCUAACCGUGGCACCCGCCUCUGGCUCGGCACUUUCAAUACCUCCGUGGAAGCCGCCAUGGCUUACGAUGAAGCUGCUAAGAAACUGUAUGGACACGAGGCUCAACUCAACUUGUUACACCCACAACAACAACAACAACAACAACAACAAAAGCUAGGAGUGAAUAGGAACUUGUCUUUUUCUGGCCACGGGUCAGGUUCUUGGCCUUAUAAGCUCGACACGGUUCGUGGGUUGGAGCUUGGUCUCGGUACUUCAAAUGGGUCACGUGGCUCGUGGUUGGGAGGUUUUAGUUUAAUACAAGAUCAUCAUAAUAAUUCUAAUCAUUACUUAUCUUCAAGUGAGUCGAAUUUUUCUUGGUUAUUACCAAAACGAAGUAGUUCACAAGAUCAAGAAAGUGUUAAUGCUAGCAGUGAAGGUGGUGGCUUAACGUAUUCGACAAAGUUGAAACAGCAGAACAUGAUGAUGACUCCUUCAGAUUACGGAACACGAAAUGGAGUUUGGUCUAGGUUUCUUGUGGGGCAAGAGAAUAAGACGGAAUGUGACGUGUCAUCAUCGUGUGGCUCGUCAGACAAUAAGGAGAGUGUGUCGGUUCCUAGUGACGAAGGUGGAGAAAAGUUGCAUAGGCCGGAGGUGGAGGUGGAAACAGGGUAUUUGGAGAUGGACAAUCUUUUGGAGAUUGAUGAUUUGGGUUUGUUGAUCGGCAAAAACGGAGACUUCAAGAACUGGUGUUGUGAUGAGUUUCAACAUCCAUGGAACUGGUUCUGA
Eruca vesicaria subsp. sativa (arugula) is the source of this 918-nucleotide messenger RNA. The record is from the annotation of a GenBank genome assembly. NCBI's taxonomy places the organism in Eukaryota, Viridiplantae, Streptophyta, Magnoliopsida, Brassicales, Brassicaceae.